GUACGCUAGAGAUUCUCAUACUGCUUUGUUUACUUCCACCAGUCAAUCAGGGGAGGAAGGGCUUGUCAAAGGUUUCAGUGCUCUCAGCAAUCGACCACCUACUACAAUUCCAAAAGAGUGGUGCCAGUCUUGAACAUUUUCUGGAGAGUAGGAAGAAUAAGCAGAUGCAGCCAUACUUGCUUGCAAGAGGAAUGUCCCAGGAGAGGAUAGAUCAAUUCUUUGUUAUUGUGGAUCACCUCGCAAUUCCCUGCUCCGACAUUAGCCCCAUCAGUGCUUUUGACACGCUCUUCAAGACGCAUUACGUAUUCGGGUUACAUUAUGCAAGGCCACUGCAUAAUUUCUGGACCUUCAUUCAAACCACUAUCUACAAUAUCGACCCCAAGACCACCAAUGAAUCACCAAGGGUACGGGAGCUGAGGUCCAAAUUAUCAAACUUUGGCAAGUAGAAGAACAGAAGUGGAAGAAGGAUCAACACUUAACCAAAGAAAAUGUUGCGCUGCAUUAAUUGUAAAACUCGUAGUCAGUUUCCCAGCAUACAUCAUCUUUUUCGCCAUUUGCGGUAUAUACAUGGAAUAGCAGAUCAUAAUGGAAAAACAAUAAUUUGUGGUCAAGGGGCUUGCGCAAGAACUUUUAACACAUUCAGUGGGUUUAGAAAGCACUUGAAAAAAUUUCAUCAAGAAAAUGAAAAUGGCAAUGAUCAAGGAGUGGACUUGGCGAAUGAGGAAGACGAGUCUUUUGAUGUUAAUGAUACUAGUAUUGAAGAAGGUUUUGUUGAUAACAUUGAUCAAGAUGACAAUGACAACAAUGAUGAAGUGUUUGAUAUUUUAAGUCAAGAGGACAUAGAACAACAUGCUUUCACAUUUAUAGCAAAUCUCUCUAGUAGACCUACUAUAUCUGGAGCAUGUAUGAAUGAAAUUGUAAAUUCUGCAAGUGAUAUAAUUGAAGGUGUAGUUAAAAGUGCAUCUGCAGCAGUUAAAUCAGCAUUUUCACAUCAUGGACAGCCAGAAUCACUUGUUUUAGCAGAGAUACAGGAGCAUUUGACAACUCUUAAACAUCCAUUUGAAAACUUAAAUACUGAGUAUAAACGUGAAAAAACAUUCAGUAGGAUGGGAAUGGUUAAACCUUGUGAAAUAGACUUGGGUGUUCCCCGACUUGAGAACCAACAUAAUCAGGCAGUACCAAUAGAGGACAAAUUUGUGUACAUUGAUAUUAAUAAGACUCUUGAAAAGCUUGUUCAGCAUCCAGAGAUUUUGUCCUAUGUCAAACGCGAUCACAUCAGCAAUGACGGCGUAUUAAGGGAUUUCUGUGAUGGACAACUUUACAGGGAAACUGAUCUUUUCAAGGAGGAUCCUAAUGCUUUGCAGCUACAUUUUUUUUAUGACGAUUUCCAAACGGUGAAUCCGUUAGGCUCCAAGACAGUUCACAAGUUAGGGGCAUUUUAUUUUGUAUUAAAGAACCUUCCGCCAAAAUUUAACUCGUCUCUUCGCAACAUCAAUCUUGUUGCAUUGUGUUAUGCACAAGAUACAAAAACAUAUGGCUAUGAUGAAAUACUGCAACACUUUGUUGCAGAUAUUAAUAAACUGGCAACAGAGGGGAUCUCUCUUCCAGAUGGUGAAAGAAAGAAAGGAACAUUAACCCAAUUCAGCGCUGACAAUUUGGGUGCAAACUCUCUGUUUGGUUUUGUUGAAAGUUUUUCAGCUGCCUUCUACUGCCGUCUUUGCUUAAUAAGCAAAGAUGAUGCGCAAAACAUUUUUCAGGACCCAGAUACCUUACUGAGAACAAAAGAUGACUACAAUCUUCAUGUACAACAGGCUGAAGCUGCAGGCCAGCAUGUUUAUGGAAUAAAGAACAGUAGUGUGUUGAAUGACUGCAAGUUCUUUCAUAUAUUGUCAAACUUUUCUCUUGACAUUAUGCACGAUAUCUUGGAGGGUGUAGCACAAUAUGAAAUGAAAUUGGUGUUACAAUAUUUCAUUUUCGAGUGUCGGCCUCCAGUACUGUCACUUGGAGAAUUGAAUAAGCACUUGGAAAGUCAUGACUAUGGUGUUACAGAAACGAAAAAUAAACCAUCUCCUGUAAAGCUAGACUCUCAAGGAAAUGCACUUGGACAAAAAGCAAUGCAAGCUUGGACUCUAAUUAGGCAUUUGCCAUUUAUCAUUGGAUCCAAAGUAGGAGCAAAUGAUGCAAAGUGGGAAUUGUUGCUGAAGUUGUUGGAUUGCAUGGACAUCAUAUUUUCGCCACAGCUGACUCCUGGCCUUAUUGCAGAACUGUCAAUAUUGAUUGCAGAGCAUCAUGCUUAUUUCAAGGAAGUAUUUCCUGAGCGCAGGUUGCUACCCAAACAUCACUUCAUGGUACAUUAUCCAAGAUGCUUACGAAUGAUAGGCCCUCUUGUACAUGUGUGGGGCAUGAGGUACGAGGCCAAACAUGAGUAUUUUGGAAGAGUUGCAGACUGUGUUCGCAAUUAUAAGAAUAUAUGCAUUUCAUUGGCAAAGCGGCAUCAGUCAAUGCAUGCAUACAAUCUAAUUGCAAAAGCACCUUUGGAAGCUAGGGAGAUUGGACCUGGAAGAGAAGUGGAGGUGAUAACUCUCACUGAAGACUGUAUCCAUCUUGUAAUGGAGAAACUUCAAGUGAAUGAUUUCUCCACAAGAUUAUAUGAAGCAAAGUGGAUAAAACUUUGUGGUACGCUGUAUCAACCAUCAUUAUAUGUGUGUCAUGACAUUGAUGAACUUCCAGUAUUUGGAAAUAUCAUACACAUUCUGGUAUAUGAAAGCCAGGUGUAUUUUGUGCUGCAUGUGUGCGAGACAAGUUAUUACAAUAAGCACUACCAUGCAUAUGUUACAACAAGUAAAAGUCCAGACAGCUAUGUUGUCGUAACUAAAUCUGAACUGGUUGAUUACCAGCCUCUGGAUAUAAUCACUGAUGUAUCUGAGCACUCUCAAAACAGGUACAUAUCCCCAAGACAUGUACUGUUCAAGUAAGGUGUACCCAAGAAGUUGCAGAAUUGUUGUUUUGAAGAAUGUUAACAGCAAAGUAUUGUUACUGCUAUCAAGUCUGACUUGAUCACAGGAACAAUAUCAUAUUUGGCACUGUGGUCAUAUUUCUAAAAUAAUGACCCUCAGUUGACCAGACUGGAGAGUGUGCAUUAGCUAAAUUAGAAAUUAGUAAUUAAUGUGCAGAUUUGUUUUAUGAGUGUUUCACCUCUAAAUUGGUCUCGUACAUCUGAAUCAAUUGGUGUCCUACAGCUGAAUUAAUUUUUCUCUUACAGCUGAAUUAAUUUGGUACAAAGAAAGCAAUCUAGACGGGCAAAGCAAGGAAAGCAAACUAGACGUGUUAAUUAUUGAUGGAACGAGAAUGUGAAAAAUAUAUACAAGGGGUAUUGAAAAAAGUUCAAGACCUGACUAAGGAGGAAUUCUGCUAUAACAGUGAAACAACAUGUAUAGGCAUACAUUGAAUUGGAUAAUCUUUUCUGAUACUUAGUUCAUUUUUUUCCUUUUCAAAUGUAUUUGCAUUUUAAAACAAAGAUCCAGAAACUACUGGGGUAGUUGGAGGGUGACAAAGUCUUGCAGUUGACUUUCCUGAACAUUCAACUGCAAGACUUUGUCACCCAAAAUACCAGAGGACUAUUCGAUAAUUUUGGGGAUUCUGCUGACUCUUUUUAUCGUGAUCCAGAAAUCUUGACUAGCAGAGAUGACUAUAUGAAAUGGGAGGAAAUAAUCAAGAAUAUAAGAGUGACUAAUGACCAUUCAGAGCAUGCAUUAGCACUAUUUCAGGAGUUACAGGCAUAUCACGCCUGUUGCAGUUCCUGUUGAAAGUUGCAUCUGAAUAGUAAACAUCAAUGUCAGUUUCCUGAUAGCAAAAAGUCAACCUUGGCAGCAACUUUAUGAGCUUUAUUUGAGUCAGCAAAUAUGUAUCUUUGGUAGAUAUUUUCAAUGUCAAGACUCGGCAUCAAGAGACAAUGGGAUUUUAACCAAAUAUUUUGGCUCGAAAUUGGUACCAAAGAGCAGGUGCUAUGCUAGGUGCUAGAAUUUUAUAGUUAUCAUGGCCCCAAAUGCUAUAUUUGGUAGAUUUUAAAGCCACAAUGCAAUUAAAGAAACGUAAUCUCUUUUCAUAAAUGUACUAAUCUCAUUACUGUUAUUGCCUUUUCAAACAUAUAGCAUCCAGUAAUGCUCGUUUUUUUUAAAUGUAUCCCUUUAAAGGCUGUUUUUGCCUAACUUUAGCACGUCCUCGAAAUAAUUCCUGAAACAAUGAUCUUCUAUAUACCCCACCUCUACUCAUUUGUGUCAAAUUUCAUAUUGUUUAGAAUAAGCUGGUGUGUACACUGUAAGUUGAAUUGAAUUAGUUGAUGCAUUGUAUACCUGUAAAUUUCAAUGUUUCAGAAUUGA
Messenger RNA from Lytechinus variegatus (green sea urchin), 4379 nucleotides. RefSeq lists its product as uncharacterized. Bases 489 to 2975 code for a protein of 828 amino acids. NCBI's taxonomy places the organism in Eukaryota, Metazoa, Echinodermata, Echinoidea, Temnopleuroida, Toxopneustidae. The record is from RefSeq and is a predicted model, not a curated record. The transcript has 2 exons.